This is a messenger RNA of Caenorhabditis remanei, 453 nucleotides long. RefSeq lists its product as uncharacterized. Lineage: Eukaryota; Metazoa; Nematoda; Chromadorea; Rhabditida; Rhabditidae. Bases 1 to 453 code for a protein of 150 amino acids. The transcript is spliced from 4 exons. The record is from RefSeq and is a predicted model, not a curated record. Gene Ontology annotation, molecular function: protein dimerization activity.
AUGGCUAGAAAGAUGCCGAAACCCGAUCCGGAGAGGAGAUCUCGCGCCAAUAUGCGUGAACGUCAACGAGUCUCCGAAAUGAAUGGAAUGUUCGAGGUGCUCAUCAGACUUCUCCCACCAUCUCUGUUCCAGAAUAAGCUUUCGCGUUCUCAGAAGUUUAUGAAAUCAAAACCAAUAUCUAUUAAAAUUGAUACUCGCACAGAAGCGGCUUUCUAUACUCUCACCAAACAUCUCCAAUCCUCUCUGGAAAACAACGGCCUCGUGAAGUUCCCUCACAUCUUCCGUGAAGACAGAAAACAGAGUAACGAUGGACAUCGUCGUCCUCUGAAACUGAAGGAAGGCGUUGGUGUGACUGCAUUCAUCUCUCGUUACGACCUCCCAUCCGAUCCAGUUCCAGUCUACAAACCAACUCCAGUCCUACCACAAUCUAAUGUCUAUUUCGCUUAUUUUUGA